Insectozyma verbasci is the source of this 663-nucleotide messenger RNA. NCBI's taxonomy places the organism in Eukaryota, Fungi, Ascomycota, Pichiomycetes, Serinales, Debaryomycetaceae. The record is from the annotation of a GenBank genome assembly.
AUGAAGUUUCUUUCAUCAUUAAUCCUAAUUCCAAUUUUAACUUUUACUAUAUUAGAUAAAUUGUUUUAUACUUGGUUACCUUCAAAUUAUAUAUUUGAUCCAAAAACUUUACAAUUAUUAGUUAAUGAAACACUCGAGCAAUUUCCAAAUAAUAAUUCAACUGAAAUUAUGAUUCAAUUAACUUCUAAAUUACAAAAUCAAUAUUCUAAAAAUUUAAUUAAUGAUUUAUCAUUUGAUCAAGGUUGGGUAUAUAAUAAUGCUGGAGGUGCAAUGGGUACCAUGUUUAUAUUACACGCUUCAAUUUCUGAAUAUUUAAUCUUUUUUGGUACUGCAAUUGGUACUGAAGGUCAUACUGGAGUUCAUUUUGCUGAUGAUUAUUUUACAAUUUUAACUGGUCAACAAAAUGCUGCUUAUUCAGGUGCAUUAAAACCAGAAAUUUAUUAUCCAGGUGAUCAACAUCAUUUAAAAAAAGGUCAUGUUAAACAAUAUUCUAUGCCUAGUGAAUCAUUUGCUUUAGAAUUAGCUCAAGGUUGGAUUCCUGCAAUGUUACCUUUUGGAUUUUUAGAUACAAUUAGUUCUACUUUAGAUUUUCAAACUUUUUAUUAUACUGCAUUUUAUACUGGGAAAGAUAUGAUUAAAAACUUAUUAAAUGGUAAAUUUUAA